AUGGGUAAGGACGACAAGACUCAUAUCAACGUGGUCGUCAUCCGAUGUUUCGCAAUAAAUAUUGACACCCGUCACAGCCACGUCGACUCUGGCAAGUCCACCACCACUGGUCACUUGAUCUACCAGUGCGGUGGUAUUGACAAGCGUACCAUUGAGAAGUUCGAGAAGGCAAGUCCGGAAGCCGCUGAACUCGGCAAGGGUUCCUUCAAGUAUGCGUGGGUUCUUGACAAGCUCAAGGCCGAGCGUGAGCGUGGUAUCACCAUCGACAUUGCCCUCUGGAAGUUCGAGACUCCCAAGUACUACGUCACCGUCAUCGACGCUCCCGGCCACCGUGAUUUCAUCAAGAACAUGAUUACUGGUACCUCGCAGGCUGAUUGCGCCAUCUUGAUCAUCGCUGCCGGUACUGGUGAGUUCGAGGCUGGUAUCUCCAAGGACGGCCAAACCCGUGAGCACGCUCUGCUCGCCUACACUCUGGGCGUCAAGCAGCUCAUUGUUGCCAUCAACAAGAUGGACACCACCAAGUGGUCCGAGGCCCGUUACCUGGAAAUCAUCAAGGAGACGUCCAACUUCAUCAAGAAGGUCGGAUACAACGCCAAGACCGUCCCCUUUGUCCCCAUCUCCGGUUUCAACGGCGACAACAUGCUUACUGCCUCCACCAACUGCCCCUGGUACAAGGGAUGGGAGAAGGAGACCAAGGCUGGCAAGUCCACCGGCAAGACUCUUCUCGAGGCCAUUGACGCCAUUGAGCCCCCCAAGCGUCCCACCGACAAGCCCCUCCGUCUUCCCCUCCAGGAUGUGUACAAGAUUGGCGGUAUCGGAACCGUCCCUGUCGGCCGUAUCGAGACUGGUAUCCUCAAGCCCGGCAUGGUCGUCACCUUUGCCCCCUCCAACGUCACCACUGAAGUCAAGUCGGUGGAAAUGCACCACGAGCAGCUUACCGAGGGUGUCCCCGGUGACAACGUUGGUUUCAACGUGAAGAACGUCUCCGUCAAGGAAAUCCGCCGUGGUAACGUGGCCGGUGACUCCAAGAACGACCCUCCCAUGGGCGCUGCUUCCUUCGACGCUCAGGUCAUUGUUCUCAACCACCCCGGUCAGGUCGGUGCCGGUUACGCUCCCGUCCUGGAUUGCCACACCGCCCACAUUGCCUGCAAGUUCUCCGAGAUCAAGGAGAAGAUUGACCGACGUACCGGCAAGGCUGUCGAAGCCGCCCCCAAGUUCAUCAAGUCUGGUGACUCUGCCAUUGUCAAGAUGGUUCCCUCCAAGCCCAUGUGUGUCGAGGCUUUCACCGACUACCCUCCUUUGGGACGUUUUGCCGUCCGUGACAUGCGACAGACCGUCGCCGUCGGCGUCAUCAAGUCGGUCGAGAAGGCUGCCGCUGGCUCCGCCAAGGUCACCAAGUCCGCCGCCAAGGCCAGCAAGAAAUAA
Molecule: messenger RNA, 1425 nt
Organism: Ustilaginoidea virens
Lineage: Eukaryota; Fungi; Ascomycota; Sordariomycetes; Hypocreales; Clavicipitaceae
Product: translation elongation factor EF-1 alpha
Exons: 4
Coding region: 1-1425 (474 amino acids)
Biological process (GO): translation; translational elongation
Molecular function (GO): translation elongation factor activity; GTP binding; GTPase activity
Source: RefSeq, a predicted model, not a curated record